This is a messenger RNA of Symbiodinium sp. CCMP2456, 1998 nucleotides long. The record is from the annotation of a GenBank genome assembly. Lineage: Eukaryota; Dinophyceae; Suessiales; Symbiodiniaceae.
AUGAAAGUCCCAGAAACAAUCGCUUCAAGAGCCACUGCGUCCAGGAGCGACGAUUGGGUGGGAUCGCGACAGGAGGCACUGGCGUUGAACGCCCGAGAGGCUCAGCUACUGCUGCAGAAGCUACGCUCUGCUGAGGCGGCUCUUCAUGACGAGCGGCAGCUGAGUAGCCGGGAGCGUGAGGUCAUCGUCGAGCGACUGCGGUUUGCCGAGUCUCAGGAUGAGGCUGCCAGGGAGAGGCUGGCACGUGCCUUGUCCUCCCUGCGAACGCGGGCUCGUGAGGGGGCUGCGGAGGCAGCUGCUCAGCACGGCCAGACCGAGGACUGCCUGGUCCGGUUGAAGGAGGAAAACGUGAAGCUGCAGGCUUCUCAAGCAAGCUGCCAUGCGCAGCUUCAAGAACUGCGCGAAGAGUUGGCGAAGUCCCACCGGUCAAAACAAGAGGCUGUAGAGGACAAAAGCAAGCUGCUGGAGGCCCUGACGCAGCUGCGUUCCGAGCGGGCGGAGGAGGCGAAGCAGCUCCGGGUGCAGCAAGACCAGGGUGCACAGCUGGUGCAGGUCACAGCAGAGCGAGAAAGGCUCGCGGUAGACGCCAAGAAGCUCCAGUCCGAAUGUGAGACGAGGCAGAGAGAGUGUCGCCUGCUCGAGUCCACCCUGGAGUCUCAGCGCAAAGCGGCAAGGUAUUUGGAGGCACAGUCGGAGAAGGAGGUGCGAAUGCUUCGGCACGAGAUGAGCGAGUGCUCCGCCUCAGAUUUGCAGAGGGCGGAAGCCGACGCAAAGGAGAAGGACCGUCUGACCAAAGCCCUGGCCGAAGCCAUGGAACGCCAGCAGGCACCCUCGAAUCUUCUGCAUGAGCUAAAGCGUUGGAACCACCAGGCUCGCGAGCAAGACAGCAUGAGGCAGGACAUUGAGCGAAUCGCGGCCGAGGUGCCUGGGGACAUGCUCCUGAGCGAGCUGCGUGAAGCCCGGACGAGAUGUCGGGUACUCGAGACAGCUCUGGAACGGAGGACUGCUGGGCAAGACGAGGCUCAUGGCCAGCUGACUCAGGACUCUGAUCGUGCUCGCCAUGAGCUUCGGAAAGAGAUGCGAAGCUGGCUGAAAGGCGAAGCGGAUGGCAGGCAUUCCGGCGAACCCAGGUUACAAUCUCCACGGCUCCAGUCGCCGGUCACGGCAGACCUGGAGCGACGAUGUCAGGACCUCCAGUUUCAACUGGACAGGGCUCUGGAGGAUGCUGCAGCUGCGAGGCAGCGAGUGGCGGAUCUGGAGUGGGACACUCGCGAUGCAACUUCGAGCCUGUGGGGCCAGGGACGGCAAACACCGCUGGCGAACAGGCAAGCUUCGAUGGAGCUUGAGAGGACGACAGUGUCUUUGGAAGCGGAGAUGAAUGCAGCUUUUGCACAGGCUCAGGCAGCAAAAGCCGCGGAAGAGUCUGCGCUUGUUGCCCUGUCCGAAAGUGAGCGCCGCUGCCACAACGGCCUGCGACGCAUGGACGCGAUGUUGGCAGACACCAAGGAGCUGACCCGCGAGCUGGCGAAGCACAAGCACCUGGCCAAGGGAAUGGAUGACCUGGUCCGUCGUCACGAGAAGAUGCUCAGGCAGCGCGACCAAGAUCCUUUGCAAGCCACUCCGACCUUUAGCGAAGUUCGAUCGCGUUCAGGGAGAAGGCCUUCUCCACAAGCCCGGCAACCCACGGUGCAUCCAAAGUGGUCAGUUCAGGAGGCGGACAACGGCACUUCGGGUAGAAGCGAGUUGAGGGCUGACCUACACCGAACUGGAGGCCCAGACUCCCGAAAGGCUGCCGCUUUGUCUCUGAACUCGUCUUCCGAUGCAGGUAGGCUCCGCAGCGGCUCCUUAUCUCCAAGAGAACGGAGCAAGACACAGGAGUUGCGGGGCAGCCCGUAUUGGCGACCGCUCCAAGGGCAGCCUUCUGCGAACUUCGGGAGUGCUUCUCGCUGGAGGGAGGCCUCUGGUCGAUCUGAAGACAGGCUUGCCUCGGGAAUCUGA